AUGGACCGCCAUACGCCGCCAUCCCCGGCGCCAACCAGGGGAGACCCGCUCCCAUCAGGGUUCCACGAGCUGCUGCAACACAACGCAUCGGCGGCAUACCCCCACAAAGCCGUUCCCGCCGACCCCAUCCAAGCCCACUCGCAGCCAAGUUCGAGUUCCUAUGGGCCAAUUCCGGAGCCGUACAACACUCCAGCAACUUCACCUCCAACGCCAUCGCGGGGGUCGGACAUCAUGAGCACUCGGGGCAGCUCAAGGGUCUUGGGCCCCCGAAGCACACGCAUCGAGAAGUCGACCAUGAAGAAGAAGAAGGAACGGGCCAAGCCACCGAAGAACUUGCCAGUGCUAGACAGACCCAUGAGCGAGCUGACCAAGGCUUCGUUGAUACCGGUUGCCGACAUCGAGUCGUAUGUGCAGCGAUCAUCCGACGUACGGCGGGAGGAGAUCGAGAUAGGCAAGAACCCUGGCAGGGUCAAGAGGCCGAUGAAUGCCUUCAUGCUGUACCGGAAGGCGUACCAACAACGGGCCAAGGAGUGGGCUUCCCAGCAUAACCACCAGAUCGUGUCCCGGGUGUGCGGUAUGAGCUGGCCCCUGGAACCGGAGCAUGUCCGGCAGCAGUUCAAGUCGUGGGCGGACACCGAGCGCGACAACCACCAAAAGGCCCAUCCCAAUUACAAGUUCACCCCGGCGAAGCCGCACAAACCUCCGCCCAAGUAUGAGGGGGGCUAUGACGAGCGCAGCGACGGGUCGGACUUGGAGGACUAUAACUGGUCCGGCAGGUCUGGUUCUCGGAUGCGGUCAGCGACACACACACCCGGCGCCGACAGCGACUACAUCCCGAGCCGCUCCGUGUACGCGGCAACCCAUCCGCACCCGAGCCAGUACGCGGGAAUGCACACCAUGGGCAUGCCGCAGCAAACCAGGUCGACCGCCCUGGACUUCAGUCCGGGAAAGCCAUUGCCAGGCCCAUACGACCACCGCGACUUUCAGGGGCAGUACUAUGAACCGCAGCGGAACCAGCACCAGAGACACUUGCACCAUGGUGUCGACGACGUCUUUGUUCACAGGACACCGUCGCCGAGCCUGGCCUUCCAGCAGACGCACGCCGGGCAGCAGUCGCACUACGACCUCAACCCAUACCACCAGAAGGUCGAACAUCAGCCCAUCCAUCAAUCGCAGCCCCAUCAGCACCAGCAGCACCCGCAUCAUGCUCCUCAGUUCGAACAUCGGAUAGACCCAUCACUGAUUCAGCAAGACGACGCCCUGUUCGAUAACGGCGGCUUCAACACCCUCCCGACUAUGUUUGAUGGCGGCCUUGGUAUGACACAGCAGGCCUGGCACACGGCGCAGUCGACGGCAGGUGCCGAGACUGAAAGCCAGUUCUCGAACGCCUUCAUGGGUCUCGAAGAGCCCCUAUCUCUCGAGCAGCAGACCCAAUAUCUGGGAGGCGAGUGGCAGGUUGAGCCUCUUCCGGAAACCGCGCACUUCGACACGAGCUGGGUGGAACCGAAGACGGAGCCUUGA
Molecule: messenger RNA, 1521 nt
Organism: Chaetomium fimeti
Lineage: Eukaryota; Fungi; Ascomycota; Sordariomycetes; Sordariales; Chaetomiaceae
Exons: 3
Coding region: 1-1521 (506 amino acids)
Biological process (GO): regulation of DNA-templated transcription; cell differentiation; anatomical structure morphogenesis
Molecular function (GO): RNA polymerase II cis-regulatory region sequence-specific DNA binding; DNA-binding transcription factor activity, RNA polymerase II-specific
Source: RefSeq, a predicted model, not a curated record